Cottoperca gobio is the source of this 4838-nucleotide messenger RNA. It is a transcript of the gene tcf12, whose product is annotated as transcription factor 12. Gene Ontology annotation, cellular component: chromatin; transcription regulator complex. The record is from RefSeq and is a predicted model, not a curated record. Gene Ontology annotation, molecular function: protein dimerization activity; RNA polymerase II cis-regulatory region sequence-specific DNA binding; DNA-binding transcription factor activity, RNA polymerase II-specific. Gene Ontology annotation, biological process: regulation of transcription by RNA polymerase II. Bases 217 to 2376 code for a protein of 719 amino acids. The transcript is spliced from 21 exons. Lineage: Eukaryota; Metazoa; Chordata; Actinopteri; Perciformes; Bovichtidae.
ACAAUAACCAAUGUCAUCGUGGUGCUGAGGCUUUUGCAAACCAAAAAUGUCUGCCUAAGGGAAACUCGUAACUGAUAUAUAUAGAGGAUAUUUUACACACGUAUUGCUGUGUAAACCCACAUUUCGCUCUUUUGAGGCGUAUUGCAAGAAAGCGAGCCUUCACCAGAUCACCCUAGUCGGGAGUUUAAUCGGCAGAAAGGUUUCUAGAUCGCCAGGAUGAAUCCUCAGCAGCGGAUUGCCGCUCUCGGAACAGACAAGGAAUUGAGUGACCUGCUGGAUUUUAGUGCGAUGUUCUCUCCACCUGUGAGCGGAGCGAAGAACAGGCCCACCACACUGGGAAGCAGUCAGUUCACUGCAUCAGGUAUGGAUGAGCGGACCAACCAAGCGUCUUGGACCCCAGGUGGCGAGCCCAGUCCCUCCUUUGAGUCCUCCCGGGGUUUUGCUGACAGCCCUCAUUACGGCGAUCAUUUGAGUGACAGUCGAUUAGUGUCCCAUGAAGGAUUGUCCCCAACACCUUUCAUGAACUCGAACAUAAUGGGUAAAUCAGAGAGGGCUCCGUUACCUGGCUAUGGGAGGAAUCCUGGAGCAUCUGGCGGCCAGUCUUCUUCUGUAAGGUCGGACGCUGCGUUGGCGAGUCCUAGUCCAGUGACCCCGUCCAGGAAGUCAGCUGCUCCUUUUUACCCUUUCACUGCAGCCAAUCCUAGAAGACGUCCUAUACAAGAUCCUCCGCCCGUCGAUCCUCAACAAACAAAAAAGGUUCGGAAGGUCCCUCCUGGCCUGCCUUCAUCUGUGUACGCACCAUCUCCAAACUCAGAAGACUACAACAGAGAUUCCCCUUCUUACUCUUCUCCUAAACCCUCCAGCAGUAUGUUUCCAAGCACUUUCUAUGAUGGUACCCACAGUUCGUCUGACCCUUGGAAUUCGUCCAAUGGGAUCAGCCAGCCCAGCUAUGGGGGAAUGUUGGCUGGAACUUCAUCUCACAUGCCACAGUCUGGAAACUACAUCAACCUGCACGCACAUGACCGUUUGAAUUACCCUGCACACUCAGUCUCUCCAGACAUCAAUGCCAGUCUUCCUCCCAUGUCCAGCUUCCACCGAAGCAACAACAGCACUUCACCAUUCGUCACCGCAGCGCAUACCCCGUCCGUCAACACAGCCGAUGGGGUCAUGGCUGUUGCAAAUCGGGGGAACACCACUGGAGGCACACAGACUGGAGAUGCGUUGGGCAAGGCUUUAGCCUCGAUUUACUCACCUGACCACACUAGCAGUAGUUUUCCAUCCAACCCGUCGACACCUGUGGGUUCUCCUUCACCUAUGACAGUCACAGCGGGUGCUGCCUCAGCAGGUACCGUGGUGACUGCUGCCGGCACCCCGUCUGGAAGGCCAGGUACCAACCAGUGGCCUCGCGAUGGUGGACAGACCCCCUCCUCUCCAAAUUAUGAGCACUCCCUUCACUCACUGAAAAACAGAGUUCAUCAGCAGUUACAUGAGCAUCUCCAGGAUGCCAUGUCUUUCUUAAAGGAUGUCUGCGAGUCUCGAAUGGAGGAUCGUCUGGACAGACUGGAUGAUGCAAUCCUAGUUCUGAGGAACCAUGCAGUGGGCUCCACCGCCAGUCUGCCCGGCGACCUACAUAGUCUGCUGGGACAGGCACAAAAUGGGCCAAUGGCAGCCCUUGCUGCAAACUUCCCUGCCUCUGCAUUGGUGCCAAGUCGGACAGCAGCGAUGGGUGGUGCCCACGCUGACGAUGCUGCCAGCCUCAACAACAGCCACGGAGGCCUGCUCAGCGCCAGCUCCACAUCCAGCACAGAACUCAACCACCAAUUGGAAACUUUCAGAGGUCUUGCUUCAGCCCUGGCUGGCCAGUUGCCUGCCGCCCUGGGGCUGAAGUUGGAGAAGCUGGACAAGGACAUGAACGAUAACCUCUCCAUCGAUGACAAGUCAGAUGAUGAGAGCGACAGAAGAGAUAUGAUGACACCCAGAGGAGGCACACGCACGAGUUCUUUCUCCCACAGCAUCACUGAGGACGAGGACCUGAAUCCGGAGCAGAAGGCCGAGCGUGAGCGCGAGAGGAGGAUGGCUAACAACGCCCGCGAACGCCUAAGGGUGCGGGACAUCAACGAGGCCUUUAAAGAGCUGGGUCACAUGGUCCAGGUGCACCUGAAAAGUGAGAAGCCCCAGACUAAACUGCUCAUCCUCCAUCAGGCUGUGGCUGUCAUACUUAACCUGGAGCAGCAAGUCAGAGAGCGGAAUUUGAACCCCAAAGCAGCCUGCCUUAAGAGAAGGGAGGAGGAGAAAGCGUCUGGGGGCUCCGGUGACGCCCACAUGGGGCACCAUCCCGGCCUGGCUGACACAUCUAACCCCAUGGGCCACCUCUGAGCAGCAGACAGAUCAAAGUGAUCCACAUCAUUUCUGUCCCGUUUGAGUCGUGACCUUGCUUCUCAGUGACUGACAGGACUCACAGUUUGGGACAUCAAUCGAAGGAGACAGACCACUUGAAGCGAAACUACGAGACUAACACAAUCCAAUCCUCAAAGAUUGAAGAAGAUCCAAGCGAAGCGUCCAGCUCCCUGUGACCAGUUUCCAUCUGCAAAUUUCUCCCCACAAAGAAAAAAUCUUCAGCACAUAUCACUGUCUGCAAGAAGUGUUGUUGCUUCUGAACAAUCAGAGACUUCGCAAUCUCCUCCAACCGUACGUGGAAAUUGCCUUGUGCCUAAACUGAAUAGACAAAUGCAUUGUAACAGCAAAUCUUUUUUCGUUUGUCUGUUUCUUUUUUUUUCUUCUAUUUAUUAUGUUACUGAGCUAUAAAGUGUAUGUCUAAAGGGAAAGUUGAGCAAAUUCAAAGAGAAGUAUGCAGCUUUUCAGUUGAUCUAUAGUUUGCCAGUGUCACCAUUAAAACUGAGCUAAAUCUUUGGCGAGUCCGAGAUGAAGGGAAAAUAUUUGGGCACAGAGAAGAUUAAUUUAUUGGCCAGUUUAGAGCGAUAUUUAUACCCAACUGAAAAUGAUCAUUUGCUGUUAGAAAUGAAGACGCACCCGUCCCAUUUAAAAAAAUAAUUAAAAAAGAGGAUAUAUUAUUUAUAUUUAUAUUUAAUUCAUACUGCCACUGACCACACGUGUAACCAAAACUACCUAUGUUUGUUUCUGUGUAGUUUAGAUCGGUUCCUGUGCCGCUGACCUCUGGAAUAAUCGGCUCGACUAUGUCAGCAUAAGCAAUAUUUUCUACAAAGGUGGCAGACGAAUGGCAAACUCUAGGUUUACUGAAAGCUCAAAUGUAGUUGUGUUUUUUUUUUCCUCGGUAAGGAGCAGUGAAAAUACAGAGAGCAAAAUAUUUGCAAACCUUAGCAUUCCCUGCAUAUUUUUAGUGUCUUAACUAAAAGAAAGGGGACUUCAUUGCCCUUCCCUUUGCCAUAUAGUGUUAAAUGUAAGCAGUGAUAUAUUUUUGCAGAUUCUUUGUCUUUGUUUAGCCUCCUGACACUUACGUGCUCCUGACGUCAGCAGAGAAGUGACUUUUCUUUGUGUCAUUUCCCCGCCAGCAGCUUCUCAGAGAUUGCUUGAUUAAUAAAAAGACGACGACCACACUUUCUCCUGGCCUGACGAACACAUCCCUUCAUUUUUUUAAUAUCUCAUUUUCAAAAGCAGUUAUAUUUGACUAAAACAUGUAUGCUUAUUUGUGUUGUAACAAGUCAUUUCUGUAGCCUUCCAGCAUUAUCAUGUCCAGUUUCAGUCGGCGGAGAGAACUUCUAAGUUAUUUUUCAGUUCUGUUUUCAUCCAAUAUACAAUAAGCCAGACGAGAUAUUUCAUGCAUUUUGUUGAAUAUCAUAGAACUGUAGCACAAUAAUGAACAACAACUCUUACCAGGAUUAUUUUUCUUUUAUGUUUUAAGACAUUAUUCAUGGCUUCUAUUUGUUUUUCCUAUCAGUGUGCAUGAUUUACGUUUGUCUUUUGGUCUUAAGACUUGCUUUAUAUUCCAUUUAUGUCUUUGUAUCUGUUCUUCUAUCAUUAUCUACACCUUAAACAAGACUGCCACAUUCAGAAUGACUAGACUGUACAAAAUAUAAACUAGAAUAAAAGAAGCCACACUAAGAGUUUACAUUAAAGAUUUAUGAUUUAAAAACGUUGAUUUUGUUAAGAAAAAACACCUAUAUUUUGUGUAUUCUCUGCCUAAAUGUGGCCCUGUUCUUCCUUUCAGUAUUUAUGUCGGCAGACUUUGAUUGAGGGUAUUACGUAUGUCACUUCCAGCUCUUUUCUUUUUUAAAUUUCAUGUUCUUCCUAUAUUUGUUUGCCAAGUUAGACUUCCCAGAUGCUUUCCCUUGUAUAAUAUAUGAGAAAAAAAUGAAAAUCAAAAAGAAAAAAAAAACAUUUGGCUUAUUUUUCACUGUAGUUUAGUCUUUUAUACAAUAAUACUGUAAGAAUAUUUCUUGAAUUCUAAAUAUUACUCUUUCUAGAUUUUUGAAAGCAAAGGUUUUGAGUAAAAAGUUUCUUACUUUAUUUUACUAUAUUAGAUAGUAAAACGUACGGUUAUUUACAAUAGCCUGUCCAUGAUUACGAUUCAAAUUUACAAAUGGCAUCUCAAGAAUGUAGUUGAAUUGUUGCUCGUAGUUUAGAACUUCAAAAGGCUUCGUACGAGCUUCAGAUUCCUAAAAGUGCGACCUUAAUUGUCCAGUCUCUCGUGGUUGAUUGAUUAAAGAUUUGUUCUUGUUUUAAAUGAAAAGGUAUUGUUGAUACACAUAAAAAAAAAACUGCGGCAACAAGAAUUUGAAUUUUCUGUCUUUUUCCACAGAAAAACACAAUGUAUAUAACAUUUAUGUUGCAAUAAAUGUGCCAUCCUUUUUUAAACUCAA